GUGCAAUUACGUAGGCCUAUAUGCCAGGAUGCGCUAAUUUGGUCAACCGGGGGCGUCAAUUCAUCUGUCAAAGAUCAUCUAAACACAAUGCUCCAAACAAACAUAGGCCUUGUCUUACAACACAAGGGAUUAAGUAGAACAAUGUUGUUAUUCAAUCCAUAGAAAAAGAGAAGAUCUUAAUUUGAUGAUGGAAAAUGGAUAAAUCAUGUCAGAAUCAUUUGGCGUUUAGAGGCUGGCAUCUCAGCAUGGUGCUGUAGAAAAUCACAAAUAUUUCCUUAGGUUUACAUGUUGUAGAUCAUGUUAUGUGUACACUGUUAACAACAUUUGUAUUAGAUAUUGCUGCUUUUGGGUUUUCGUAAAGCCUUUUAUAAUAUAAUUAUAAUAAGCAAAUGUGCUCCAUAUCAACUUUUAAAAGUACCAUUAUGCUUUUAUGGCAGGAAUGGCACAAAUAGGCCAUUGAAAGGGCUCAAACGAUCUCAAACCCUGGGGUUAAAUCUUAAUAUUGUGAAAUAUUCUUCAAACUGUACUCACAAUAUGUUCUGAAGCUGAUGGCUAUGCAUUCUUAUUCAUUCUAUUUACAUCACUGAGACCGUACUAUCAGUGAACACAAAGUCCUGAUUAGACUUGGGUCAGAGGCCUAUGUCCCCUGCUUGAUAUAUUACUGUAUUAUUAUUAUAUGCAGCUUAUAAGUGGUUAAUGCACAGUUUCAUAACAAGAGGGAAAUAUAGUUCUAAAUUAAGGGGUUGAACACAUUGCCAGAGUCCCCUACUGUAUAACGACAAAAGUAGUGAGAGUGGAUCCUUGAAUUGUCAUUCUGUCCAAUUUGCAGAGUUUAUGGUACACAUAUGAAUAAAUCCUCUUUUUUUGACACCUUGAGGACCUGCUGAGUGUCCCAGCCAAAAGUCCACUUUCAGAAAGCGAACUCUAAAUGUUGCUCUUUUGUGAUUUCUUUAACAAUUAGCAACCAAUUACUGGAUCUCUGUUGGUGGGAGAUUAAUAAGCCUUCAACAUCCAAGGUUGACUCUUCAUUACCAUGAUGAACCAUCCCAGUAUAGUCAGACAAACUUACUACUACUCAAGACAACCUACUGACCUAUAUUCCUCGGUCUAGCCCCGCCCCCCUGCGCACACCUGUGGCGCACAGCAGCCGCACCUGUACGGAGCCAGCUGCGCCCUGCCUGGGCAAAUAUCACCUUCCAUUACUUCUCCUGCUCUGAACAUCCACGGCAUCCUGUUCCUGCACUUCUGUCUCUUUCACCUGACAUGUUGAAGCUCCUGACUUACCUCCAUGACUCGGAGCUCGUGGCCCGGUUCCAGAGACGCUGCGGACUCUUCCUGGUCGAAGCCGCGCAUCACAGCCGAGUGAGGUUGAGCGCUCCGAGUGGAACCCCGGUCGACGUACCACGUGGACAGCUGAAGGGAAGAUGGGACCACCAGGAUAAUAAUUCAAACUACAAGGAGAAUGGAUGUUCUGUUGCUGGCUGCAGCAGGCCUCAGUAUGAGGUGAGGAACUGGCUUUUGCACUUCCUCUUCCUGUUCUCGGCAGGCCUGGGGCAUGAAAUCUUCUACAUCACCUGUCUGCCCUGCAUACACUGGAGCCUGGACCCAUUCCUGUGCCGACGCCUGGUCAACAUGUGGUGUUUGGUGAUGUACAUCGGCCAGGUGAUGAAAGAUACGCUGAAGCUGCCUCGCCCUAUCUCCCCCCCAGUGGUCAAGCUGGAGACACGUGUUGAUGCCGAAUACGGGCUGCCCUCCACCCACGCCAUGGCCGCCACCGCCAUCUCCUUCACCGUUUUACUAAGCGCUCCGUCCAGGAUACAGUUUCAGUUCGAGGUGGGUCUACUGAUCGCACUGACGCUGUCGUCUUUGGUGUGUCUGAGCCGCCUCUACACAGGCAUGCACUCAGUUUUGGAUGUCAUCUGUGGCGCUUUAAUCUCAGCUAUCAUCAUGUUCCUCACCUACCCAUAUUGGGAAACCUUUGACCGUUUCCAGCUCACCAGCCACAUCUCUCCCAUCGCGGCAUUGACACUGCCCCUCUUCCUCAGCUACACAUACCCUGAGCUGGACCAUUACACCACCACACGGGGGGAUACCACCACCAUUCUAGGAGUAGGGGCCGGGUGCUCUGUGGGAUACUGGGUGAAUGAGCAACUAGGGCAGACUUUUGAGCCCCAGGGGGUGCUACCUGUACCCCUACCCACACUGACAGCACAUGCACUGGCACUAGGUGCUGCCCGCUUCGUUGUGGGAGUUUUCGCAUUAGUGGGAACUCGGCGGGUUAUGAAAACACUGAGCCUGCAGGUGUUGUAUUUGUGGUACAGAGUGGCAAAAAAUGACGACAGUGCCAGGAGGAGAAGAGAGAUUGAAGUGCCGUAUAAGUUUUCCACAUAUACAGUUGUUGGACUUGUCAAUUCUAUAUUGGUCAAUAAAGUAUUCAUUCUACUGGGACUAUUGUGACCUAUUAACACAAGACUGCUGUAUAAUUAUCUGAACUUGCCGUAACAAAAAUGUACCUCAUAUUUAUUUCAAUGUGUAUCAAAUUUAAGGCUGCAACUAACGAUUAUUUUCAUAGUCGAUCAAUCUGUUGAUUAUUUUCUUGAUUAUUCGAUUAGUUGUUUGGUCUCUAAAAUGUCAGA
This is a messenger RNA of Perca fluviatilis (European perch), 2636 nucleotides long. RefSeq names its product sphingosine-1-phosphate phosphatase 2 (gene sgpp2). Gene Ontology annotation, cellular component: endoplasmic reticulum membrane. Lineage: Eukaryota; Metazoa; Chordata; Actinopteri; Perciformes; Percidae. The record is from RefSeq and is a predicted model, not a curated record. Gene Ontology annotation, biological process: sphingosine metabolic process; phospholipid dephosphorylation. The transcript has 6 exons. Bases 1264 to 2457 code for a protein of 397 amino acids. Gene Ontology annotation, molecular function: sphingosine-1-phosphate phosphatase activity.